This is a messenger RNA of Polistes dominula (European paper wasp), 1020 nucleotides long. RefSeq names its product RAN, member RAS oncogene family (gene Ran). Gene Ontology annotation, molecular function: GTPase activity; GTP binding. Lineage: Eukaryota; Metazoa; Arthropoda; Insecta; Hymenoptera; Vespidae. Gene Ontology annotation, biological process: protein import into nucleus; ribosomal subunit export from nucleus. Gene Ontology annotation, cellular component: cytoplasm; nucleus. The record is from RefSeq and is a predicted model, not a curated record.
CAAAGAAAGAAGAUAUAUAUUCCCCCAACGUUGUUCAUUUCAAAUUCACAUCGAUCACAUUUUCGACGCCGACAUUCGAAUGUUCCGUGAAACACACACGUUCUUGUUACUAAUUAUACGGAGAUUACCACAUUAUCAUUUCUACCAAAUAAUAUUCAUUUGGGAUCAUACAAUUGAUCAUCACAAUAUGGCUUUAAAUCAUCAAGAACAUGAAAUACCAACUUUCAAGUGUGUCCUUGUUGGUGAUGGUGGUACUGGAAAGACAACUUUUGUCAAACGCCAUUUAACCGGUGAAUUUGAAAAGAAAUAUGUUGCAACGUUAGGAGUUGAGGUUCAUCCAUUGAUAUUUCACACAAAUAGAGGUCCAAUAAGAUUCAACGUAUGGGAUACGGCUGGUCAAGAAAAAUUUGGCGGUUUGCGAGAUGGUUAUUACAUUCAAGGACAAUGUGCUGUAAUAAUGUUUGAUGUUACGUCUAGGGUGACGUAUAAGAAUGUACCUAACUGGCACAGAGAUUUGGUUAGAGUUUGCGAAAAUAUACCAAUUGUAUUGUGUGGUAACAAGGUUGAUAUUAAGGAUAGAAAAGUCAAGGCUAAAAGCAUCGUCUUCCAUAGGAAGAAGAAUUUACAGUAUUAUGAUAUCAGUGCAAAGAGCAAUUACAAUUUUGAGAAACCAUUUUUGUGGUUGGCACGUAAAUUGAUUGGAGAUCCAAAUCUUGAAUUUGUCGCAAUGCCUGCAUUACUUCCGCCAGAAGUUACAAUGGAUCCACAAUGGCAACAACAAAUUGAAAAGGAUCUUAAGGAAGCGCAAGAAACGGCAUUGCCAGAGGACGAUGAGGAUCUUUAGGUUAUUUAACACUGUGUGCUUGGUUCCGAUGGAAGAGAAAGAUUUUUGCUAAGUGGUGGUACCCUUUUCGGGGGUGUACCUACUACUACUAUCCAACAGCAGCUUGGGCGUUUUACAUAAUAUGAAGAUAUUCUUCAAUGAAAAAAUUACUUUAAAUAAUGGAUAAUCUUCUGCAU